CCAUUCAAUUUGAGCUUAGCUACAACUCGAACAGCACAGCGAAUUCAUUCGAAUUUUUUCGUUCAACGGGCAUAGACGUACAAGUUUGAGUUAACGGAAUACUUAAAAGAGCGGUAAAAAAGUGAAGUCAACAAACGAAAAGUGUAUACGUGUGUGCUUUUGGUUUUUUUUUUUAAACAUAAAUGAGAGCAAGAGAGUGUAUGAAUUUUGAAAACUUGGCUUAAAUCGGAGUGCCAAUAGCAUAGAACUAUAGAAGUUUGAAUAUGUGUUGUAUGUCAGUUAUUUAGACAAAUAAUAAAAAGAGAGAUAAAUUCCCGAGAGAUACAGUGAGGAGUAUCAAAUUAAAUGUGGGGAGAUCUAUAGAGAACAAAGUCUGAAUACAAUUAAGUAGUAUCUACUUGACUCUUUAAGAAGCACCAGCAGCAGCCGCAGUUUUAGUAGCUUUAGCUGUCUCGCUGUCAGUCCGCGCGCAACUGUGACAAAAGCAACAACAACAAAGAAAAGAAAAAAAAACAAAUAUAAGAUCAAGCCAAAGCAUUAAAUUAUUAAGCGUUUCUUAUUCAAUAAAACUCUUAACUACGACGACGGGCUUAGGGUGUGGUGCAAUAUUUUUCUUGUGAAGAAAAAUUUAAUUUGCUCAAAUUUAAAUAAAUAAAAGAAAAAUAACAAUACAAAUUGUAAAAAAAUGUCGUUUAGUAGAAGAAUUUCAACACAGCUGCGGUCAUCAUGUGUCCACCUUCCGACCACUAUUAUCCUUGCCACACUGAUGCUGGCAAUGUUCUUCAUUGAAGGCACGCAGGCUCAGCGAACACCCACAAUUUCAUACAUCACACAAGAACAGAUUAAGGAUGUUGGAGGCACCGUAGAAUUCGAUUGUUCGGUGCAGUAUGCCUCCGAGUACCCUGUGAUAUGGACCAAAAAUGCUGGCGAUUCCGUUUUCCUGUCGACAGGCUCCACAUUGGUCAUUAAAGAUUCGCGUUUCGCCCUGCGCUAUGAUCCCAAUUCAUCAACGUACAAACUACAAAUCAAAGAUAUCCAAGAGACUGAUGCUGGUACCUAUACCUGCCAAAUCGUGAUGUCUGUGGUGCACAAAGUCAGCGCCAAUGUUCAACUCUCUGUUAGACGUCCUCCCGUAAUCUCCGACAAUUCCACACAAUCUCUGGUGGCUAGUGAAGGCAGUGAAGUUCAAAUGGAAUGCUAUGCAAGUGGUUAUCCAACACCAACCAUCAAUUGGCGUCGUGAGAAUAACGCCAUUUUACCCACAGAUAGCGCUACCUAUGUUGGCAAUAUAUUGAAAAUCAAAUCCGUCAAAAAGGAAGAUCGUGGUACUUACUAUUGUGUCGCCGAUAAUGGAGUCAGUGUUGGAGAUCGUCGUAACAUUAAUUUGGAAGUAGAGUUUGCACCAGUCAUCACAGUGCCCCGCCCGCGUUUGGGUCAAGCCCUGCAAUACGAUAUGGAUUUGGAAUGUCACAUUGAGGCCUAUCCCCCACCAGCAAUUGUGUGGCUUAAAGAUGAUGUCCAAUUGGCCAACAAUCAACAUUACAGUAUUUCACACUUUGCCACCGCUGAUGAAUACACUGACUCCACUUUGCGUGUCAUCACCAUUGAGAAGCGUCAAUAUGGCGAUUAUGUCUGCAAAGCCGUCAAUAAGUUGGGUCAAGCUGAGGCCAGAGUUAAUUUGUUUGAAACCGUUAUACCCGUAUGUCCACCCGCUUGUGGUCAAGCUUAUUAUGGUGAUGCUGAACGUGUGGCAGCCACAUCAUUGGCCAGUGUAGGCAUAUUGCUGGCGUUUUUGUUUACCAGAUAAACAGUUGGUGAACCACAAUACUAACCAGUGAUUUAAAAACGAGUGUGUAACGCGCGAUAUAGUUAUAUAUAUAUAUAUGUACCGACAGACCAACAUACAUACAUUAAUAUGUAUUUACCAACAUGUAUCUAAAGUGAUUUAGAAACAACAGAAAAUUAGGAGUUUUGUAAAAUGUAUAACAAACGAACGACCGAAAUUGUCAUUUACCCUUAUAUGGUGAAGAACGAAGUAACAAGCAUUCCAAAAGACAUACAAACAACCCUACCUAAGUUGUUUAGUAGAGAGGUUUUAAAUUAUUAUUAUACGUCCAUAUCUCUUCUCUUUAAGUUAAAUAUCACAGUUUUAAAUUAUAAUAAGUAAUAGUAUAUACAUAAAAUGGAAAAAGCAUUGAAAUUGAUUAAUUAACCCUUAACCCGUCCGUCUAAGUAAUAUAAUUGGAAAAAUAAUAAUGCAAUGUUGGGAAAAGAAGAGGCUCAAAUGAUUUUGCCAAAUUGAAACUUGAUUUCCACCAUUCUUUUUUUUUUUUU
Molecule: messenger RNA, 2334 nt
Organism: Stomoxys calcitrans (stable fly)
Lineage: Eukaryota; Metazoa; Arthropoda; Insecta; Diptera; Muscidae
Gene: Lac
Product: lachesin
Exons: 2
Coding region: 686-1807 (373 amino acids)
Cellular component (GO): neuron projection
Source: RefSeq, a predicted model, not a curated record